Rhinichthys klamathensis goyatoka is the source of this 1280-nucleotide messenger RNA. Its product is annotated as gastrula zinc finger protein XlCGF8.2DB-like. NCBI's taxonomy places the organism in Eukaryota, Metazoa, Chordata, Actinopteri, Cypriniformes, Leuciscidae. The transcript has 3 exons. Bases 87 to 1181 code for a protein of 364 amino acids. The record is from RefSeq and is a predicted model, not a curated record.
AUAAGACUGCGCUGCGCUGCUGCCUCUGUUGUGAUUCGGCUAAUAGAAAAAGACACUAUUGUAAAUAGUGACACGCUAUUAUAAAGAUGGCGUUUAUUAAAGAGGAGAGUGAAGACAUGAAGAUUGAAGAAACGUUUAGAGUGAAACAAGAAGAUACUGAGGAACAAACAGACCUAAUGCAGCUGAAAGAAGAGAGUGAAGAACUGAAUGAAAUGGAAGAAAAAGAUCUGUAUGAGAAACAUUGUGAUUUCAUAAAUGGAGAAAAUUAUUUUAGUUGCUCAGGGAUCGAAAAGGCUUACUCACGAAAAAGAGGUCAAAAGACAGGAGCUACAAGUAAUGUCAACUGCCAACAGUGUGGAAAGAGUUUUGGUAAAUAUGACUACAUUAAAGUUCACAUGAGAAUUCACUCUGGAGAGAAGCCUUACUCUUGCCAACAAUGUGGAAAAAGUUUUACUCAAAAAGGACACCUUAAAGUCCACAUGAGAAUUCACACUGGAGAGAAGCCUUUCUCCUGCCAACAGUGUGGAAAGAGUUUCACUGAAAAACGGGGCCUUAAAGUCCACACGAGAAUUCACACUAGAGAGAGUCCUUACAAGUGCAAACAGUGUGGAAAAAGUUUCACUGAAAAAUACAGCCUUAAAACCCACAUGAAAAUUCACACUGGGGAGAAGUCUUACACGUGCCAACAGUGUGGGAAAAAAUUCCUUCGAAAAGAAAGCCUUAAAAACCACAUGAAAAUUCACACUGGAGAAAAGCCCUACACCUGCAAGCUGUGUGAAAAGUGUUUUACACAUAAACAAUCCCUUGAUUUCCACAUGAAAACUCACACUGGAGAGAAGCCUUACACCUGCAAACUGUGUGAGAAGAGCUUCUUACGGAAAGAUAGUCUUAAGACUCACAUGAAAAUUCACACUGGAGAAAAGCCGUUUGUAUGUGCUCAGUGUGGAAAGAGUUUCAAUCGUAAAGAAACACUUAAUUCCCACAUAAGAAGUCACACUGGAGAGAAGCCUUACACCUGCAAACUGUGUGGGAAGAGCUUCUCACAACAAGGAAACCUAAGGACCCACAUGAGAAGUCACACAGGAGAGAAGCCAUUCGUAUGUGAUCAAUGUGGGAAAAGUUUCUGCAUUAAAGUAAACCUUAAUAUCCACAUGAGGAUUCACUCGAGAGAAACUGUUUAACUGUCAUUAGUGUGGAAUGAGUUUCAAAAAAGAAAUAUGUAUCUGUUAAAUCUGUGUAUAUCUAUGUUCACACUGCAACUGAAUGUUGGCCAAAUCUGA